Messenger RNA from Radiomyces spectabilis, 1023 nucleotides. RefSeq lists its product as uncharacterized. The transcript is spliced from 4 exons. The record is from RefSeq and is a predicted model, not a curated record. Lineage: Eukaryota; Fungi; Mucoromycota; Mucoromycetes; Mucorales; Radiomycetaceae. The coding region runs from base 1 to 1023 and encodes 340 amino acids.
AUGUCAACGCUGCACGUAAGCACCGCAGACGGGAACAUGUCCGCGAAUUACAUCUUUCCAUCAACGACUGUUCUAUUUCCCAAGCAUGUGAAAGAACAUCACCCUGAGGGCAAGGUGUCGAUAGUCGAACUAGCCGCCGACGCCGAAAACGUUGCGGAUACUCAAACGCUUCGUUCUCUUAAACGCAAAAACGAGGAUUCAAGGCUGGACACGUUCAGCAUGGGGGAAGGAUGUCAGAAGACAUUGAAGUUAGACAGCGAACUACGCGCAUCCAACGCUGCAUCCAUUUUCGACUGCGAGCCCAUUGCCCUACAUCUGCUGCAUGACUCCAUGCCAAGUCGGCACAGCAUAUACAGCCUAAUGCACAUCAAUGAUGUCACGAAUAUGCAUGCGAACUUGCCAUUUGAUAGCCCACGAAUAUCGGCUCCCUUGAAAUGUACUAUCCAGCUCCAUUCAGAGCAAUAUAAGGUCACAACGUCGGAGGCUUCAACAGCGAAAGUCCACAGUGAUAAUUCGUACCUUCAAAAAACACUGUGCGCGAUUAUUGUCGAGAAGGAGGUGGUGUUUGUCUUAGUAGCCGAAGCAUACGGACGAUCAAAAUCGAUUGACAUACACGGAGAAACGAAUCAGAAGUCUUACCCGACUCCAUCCAGCUGCAAAUAUGAAUCGUUAUCCGUAGGCGUCUUUGAAGAGUCUGAUGGAAACGGCAUGAAGCAAAAGCUGAAAAUCGGCAGUAAGACGAUGAACAUUCUGGUAACAAUGUCGGCUCCGUUGCGUUCACAAAAUGGACUUGACAUCGGACCAGAGACUUCAGCAUCGCCACAAGCAAUUCGCCCUUCAACAGCCAAGAUUUUUUAUCGUGACACCGAAAUUCAGCGCUAUCUUGAUAUAAUGCGGAAUCCGGGGAAUUAUGAUUUGCCAACGAAUGUGGUGUCCUUGCGGCAACUGGUUUCGGGUUUGCCGACGAAUCCACUUACCUGGCGGUACGAUGUGCUCAUGAAGCAUUUGACGCCGAAACCAUGA